CAUAUCAUUUUUAACGUUGAACUUCAUCAUAUUACUUUUUGUUAUAAAAAAAUAAUAGAUAAAAUGCCUAAUAAACUUCCAGCUGAUUGUCUUAUCGAAAUUUUUAAUUAUUUAGAUGGAAAUAAAACUGCAUUAUAUUCAUGCUUACUAGUUAAUCGUCUUUGGUGUGAAGUUUCUGUUAGAGUUUUGUGGCGAAACAUUUGGGAUUUAAAACGUAAAAUAUCACCAUCGUAUAGGUUUGGAAUAUCAUCACAAAUCCUUAAUACUUUAAUUAAUUGUCUUCCUAAAGAAUCAAAAGAUCUCUUAUAUAAGAAUGGAGCUAUUCCAAUUUUAACUUCGAAAUCUCCAUUGUUUAAUUAUGCAUCAUUUUGUAAAGUUCUUUCAAUUCUUGAUAUCAAUCUAAUAC
Molecule: messenger RNA, 406 nt
Organism: Rhizophagus irregularis DAOM 181602=DAOM 197198
Lineage: Eukaryota; Fungi; Glomeromycota; Glomeromycetes; Glomerales; Glomeraceae
Source: RefSeq, a predicted model, not a curated record